Epinephelus fuscoguttatus (brown-marbled grouper) is the source of this 9835-nucleotide messenger RNA. Its product is annotated as microtubule-associated protein 4. The coding region runs from base 88 to 4656 and encodes 1522 amino acids. The transcript is spliced from 18 exons. Gene Ontology annotation, biological process: neuron projection development; microtubule cytoskeleton organization. Gene Ontology annotation, molecular function: microtubule binding. Gene Ontology annotation, cellular component: neuron projection. Lineage: Eukaryota; Metazoa; Chordata; Actinopteri; Perciformes; Serranidae. The record is from RefSeq and is a predicted model, not a curated record.
AGUGCUCACUCGGGUGGGCGGAUCGUAGCGGUGACAGAGACGCUCGCAGACUCCCGACAAACUGUCAAAAAGCGGACAACUAACGCCAUGGCGGAGUUAGACCUGAGUCUGAGCGACGCGCUGACGGACAGCGUUCCCCAGCAGGGACCGGAGAGCCUGGUGGAGAAGGACUUUGUGGCUCAGUUGGAGGCGGAGGCUUUCGACGAUCAGGUCGGGGAGACGGUUGGAAAGACAGACUACGUGCCCCUGCUGGACAACGACGACCCCAGGGCAGACGGGGGUGCUACGUUGGAGAAUGGAGAGCAGGAAGCUCAUGGGGUGCAAAAGCCUGGUUGUAAGCUGACCGCGGGGGGACAGACAUCCGUGUUGCGCCCAGAGCCGCAGGGAGAGGUGUGGCCACACUCUUUUGACCAGCAGCAGGCCUCGGCUACAGACUUCUUAUCAGGCUCCAUGGCAGGUUAUUCAGACCCUCUGGGCUCCCAGACCAGCCCUGCCCACAUGAUGGAUACUGGCCGGAUGGAAGCUUUUUCAGGUUUCUCCCAGCCUGGUGGGAUGGGGCUCAACGUGGAGGUGGGGGCUGCACCCCUCUCGGCAGAGAGGAUGUCAAGUAUAGCAGAACCCCAGCAUCCCACACCCCCGGCGGGCUCAGAGGCCCCUAAGGAGCACAGCCCCAUGCUGCCUGAACCCCAGCCACCUCGCAGCCCUCUGGAUGUGUCAGCAGGUGCCGUAGGUGACUGCUGGCCAGACGGGGCUGGCAUCCUAUCGGCAGACCUCCCUUUCACCCCCAGUGUUGCCAAUGUGAUCACUCGCCAUUGCGGCCAUCUCGCAGUCAGCCCUGAUGACUCACCUGACAGUUGGCCUGUCCGAGAGAGCGCUGCGUAUGCUGGAGGCGACGAAAGGGAGGGAGAUGGUUCAGACCGAAAACAAAAGAAAAAGAAGAAAAGGCGACAGAAAGAUGAGGGAUCUUACGAACACCCCGAGAGCAGGGGUCACCCUGAGAUGCAGACACAAGGAGAAAACACAGAGGAGUUCUACCACAGGAUUGGCCCAAGGCGGGAUAGAGGAGAAGGUGGCUGGGAGGAGCAGCUUGGAAAGAGUGGAGGCCGUGGGAAGAAGGGUAAGAGCAGGAAGAAGAUUCCAGAGGAGUGGGGAGUGGGAGCAGAACCGUUUGUCCCUUCAGCCGCGGUGACCUCUCAAAUCACUGAGGAGAAGUUGUUGGAUCUGGGGAGUUCUACUCAGGCAAACCUGGAGGCCUCGUUCGUAGACAUGGACACCAGCCAGAGCCCCUGGAAACAGGAGGUCUUCCCAGAAGAAGGCCUGGUCCCGUCCCCCCUGUCUGAGGACCUGUUCUCCCCAGCAGCUGCUCCCAUGAUCCCACUGGUCCUGAACAGCGAGCUGAAAGCCACAGCACCUCCAUUCACUAUGCCCUCCACCACCAACAGUGCGACACUUGGCUCCUUCCCCAUGGCUCCUCGCCCCGAUGAUCCAUUCGACCUCCUGAUGGAUACUGAAAAUGCAAGCUUAGGCAACAGCAGCCAGGCCUUUUCACCUGGUGGUGACUUGGUUGACAGCGGGAUGUUUGACAACACCAGUUCCCUCCUAGAGUCUCAUGUGCAAGUCAUGCCAGAGGGAGACACCUCUGCUUUCAGCCCUGCCUCCCAGCCGAGCCCAGGCCUUUCCCAAAAAGGCGAGGUGUUAGCCACGGCCCCACCUCUUUCACCUUCAGAUGCUUCAUGGCUCCUAAAUGACUCCAACGUGACCGGCAACAGCGAGCUCUUUGACUUCAGUGACAUGAGCGCCCCAGGUCAUCCUGUAACCUUAGGGCUGUCCUUCGAUACUCCAAGCCCAGCUCCUCUCCGCUCCCCCAAAACCACAGCACAGGAAUUCCAACCCAAAGAGCACAAAGAUGCCAAAUCAGCCCAGAAGCAAUCCAAGAAGUCUCGCUCUUCAUCCUCCUCCUCCUCUGUCAAGAGUCCCACCUCUCCAGGAGCAAAGAAUUUCCCUCUCCAAGCAUCCCCACUCAUCAGCCCCUCUUCCCCUCCAUCGGCCACCCCAGGAUCUGGUCUUAACCCUACAGCUAAGCCCUUCUUUCCCAGCUUUGCUGAUCCCAUGGAUGAACCUGCCAUGGUCCCUCCAGUUGCCCCCGUCAUCGAAGUAAAAUCCGACAAGACCGAGAAGGCCGAGAAGAAGGAGGAGAAGCAGGAGGACAACGUAAAGAACGUGGACCUGUUUGACCCUCUGGAUAAACCUGAGCAGAAGAGCGUGACGGUGGAAUACGCAAUCAGUGAGACUCCAGCCAAGGUGGAGAAAGAGAUAGAGAAGGAGAAGGAGAAGCAGACAGAGAUAGAGAAGGAGAAGGAGAAGCAGACAGAGACAGAAAAAGAGAAGGAGAAGGAGAAGGAGGCAGAGACAGAAAAAGAGAAGGAGAAGGAGAAGGAGGCAGAGACAGAAAAAGAGAAGAAGCAGACAGAGACACAAACAGAGAAGGAGAAGGAGGCAGAAAAGGUGAAAGAGAAGGAGAACGAGAAAGAGAUGAAAGAUGCGGAAAAAGUUAAAGAGGAGAAAGUGACGGAGAAAGUAAAGGUGACGGAGGCACAGGUAGAGAAGGUGGAAGAAAAAAAGGAGACAGAAAAGGAGAAGGAGAAAGUGGAGUCAGUGCAGCAGAAAGCAGAGAAGGAGGAUAAAAUGAUCAAGGUAGAAGAAUCACCUGAUAAAUCGGUGAAGACAGAUAAAAUAGACAAGACGGAGAAAGUAGAAAAAGUGGAGAUGAAAGAAGAGGUCACCAGCAAAGCGGAGAAAACAGAGAAUGUGGAAAAAGUGGACAAAAAUGAGAAGCCCAAAGUGGAAGAAAUAAUUGACAACAAAAACACUGAGAAGCUCGAGAAAACAGAGAUGAAGGAUGACAAAGAGCAGCAUGUGGACAAAGUUGAAAAGACCCCAGAGCCCCAGCUGACACCCGUCAAGCUCGAUACCAGUUCUGACAAGCUGGAGCAGAAGGCCGACGUGGAGGCAAAGACGACACCAGAGGUGGAAGACACCAAGAUAGAGACGGCCGACACAGACAAAGACAAGGACAAGAAGGCGGAGAAAGACGACGAGGUGGAGAAAGCGCCUGAGAAGCCGGCAGAGAAACCAACGCAGAAGAGCGAUAAAGAAGAGAAGCAGGACAAAGUGCAGGCCAACAAAAAGACUGUGGAGAAAAAGGACGACAAGAAGGCGAAAGCAGACGGAGGAGAGAAGGCCAAGAAGGCAAAACCUGCAACUAAUGGAAGCAGCACCCCUCUGAGCAGAGACAUGGCAAGUGCAGAGAAGAAGACCAAGCCUGCUGCCGGGGCGACCAAACCGAGCGCUGCUGCUAAAACGCGGCCGACUGCCGCAGCUGCAGGUGGUUCGGUCACAGCACCUACUAAGCGCCUCACAUCCUCCACCACCACCACCCUCUCAGACAAAAAAACAGCCACAACCAAGACACCAUCAUCAGCCGCCGCUGGUCCGAAGCGGCCAGCCACCACUUCCACCAGCCGCCCCACAUCCUCCUCCACCACCACCACUGCACGGGAUGUCAGGCCCAAGACAACUAUAGAGAAGCGCCCCCUUGUGCCAAAGGCCAGCACCGCCACCUCAACAGGCUCCACUGCUGCCACCAAAAAUGGAACUGCUACCACAGCAGCCAGUAAAGCUGCUACAUCAGUGCGCACGACGGCGUCUACCCGCACCGCUGCUACCACUGCAGCCAGGAGGCCUCUGGCCUCGAAGACAGACAGCAAACCAGGAGAGGAGAAGAAGCCCGGCACUCUGAGGACUUCCACAGCCGACUCCACCAAGCCCAAGACCACCGCCACCCGCAGCACCGCUUCCACCACUGCUGCGUCACGCACUCGAACCACGGCAGUCAAACUGGCCACGCCCUCCUCCACCACUGGCACAGCACCAGAGAAGAAGCCCAUGGUGCCCCGCACCUCCCGGGCCACUUCCUCAACCACCAACACCACCACCACUGCCACCUCUAGGACCACCGCUCGCCCCAACACAGCACCGGCCCCCGACAUCCGCAACGUCCGCUCUAAGAUCGGCUCUACGGACAACAUGAAGCACCAACCCGGAGGAGGGAAGGUGUCAUCUGCCUCUCAGAGCAGGGGCGUGGCCUCCAAAGACACAAGCCAGGGCAAAGUUCAGAUAGUCUCCAAAAAGCUGGACUUCAGCCACGUCUCCUCACGCUUGGGUUCCAAGGACAAUAUGAAGCAUGUUCCUGGUGGAGGGAAUGUGCAGAUACUCAACAAGAAGGUGGACGUGAGUAAGGUGACAUCAAAGUGCGGCUCCAAGGACAACAUCAAGCACAAGCCUGGCGGUGGGGACGUGAAGAUCGAGUCCCACAAAGUGAGCUUCAGGGAAAAGGCUCAGUCCAAAGUGAGCUCCAUGGACAAUGUGAGCCAUUCACCUGGUGGAGGAAACGUUAAGGCUGAGGGGGCCCAGGAGACAACAGAGGGGAAUGGGACUCCCCUGAGUGGCACCGAGGCCCCGGCCCCAGGCUCCGAGCCAGGGCAGGCAGGGAGCCCUGCUGCCCAGGAGAAUGGGCUGAAGGAGGGGGCUCCCUGUGAUAGUGAGGGCCUCCGGGAGCCCCAGGCUCUGGACUCACGCAUCCCAGAGACAAAUUGAGUGUUUCAAGCUCAACUUCCGCGAGAAUGCUCGCUCUCGCACGGACCACGGCGCCGACAUCAUCACCUGGCCAGCCCCCCAAGACGACAACAGACCCCACCCGCACGGUUCCUCCCACUCUCUACACCAAAACCUCCGCCAGCAACACCCGACUCCUCGCAGCGUCUCGCUCAUCGAACCGUUGGCUUCUGCAGGCUGCGUCGGCUCCCCCUCUGCCCCCUCCUCGCUGCAUCUUCAGGGGGAGGUCCAGGGGGAGGACAGCAGCUCUUUAAAGGGAUCUUUACCUUUUUUGUCCCCAUUAAACCCCGCAGAGCCCCUUUUAUCUUAAAUCUGUCAUUGCAAAUUCUUUGAAUCAUCCAAUAGUUCUGCAGCUCUAGUAUCAUGUUAUCUUGCCUCUUCUCUCACAUCUGAGCUCAUCAUCAUGACGUGACGGUAUAGACUAAGCUUGGGAAUCUAUGUGGAAGGAAACGAGGGGAAGGUUUUCUCACGUAUUUGGUUGUGUCUUUUCCAAAACUGCUGACCCGGAAUCAGUGGGUUUCACUUGGAUCCUCUUUACCCCACAGCCCGGUGGUGUACUUCGACCCCGCUUCAUGUCACCUUCACAUAACCAAUAAGCAGCGAUCACUUCAUUAGUCAACUGAGCAGCGUGGAAACCCUCCUGGACUCACACAUAGCUUCUCUUUCCCUCGUGACUUUAGGGCUGUCCAUUCCCAAUAACCGCUCACCCUCUGUUUCAGUAACAUCAUAGUAAUCAGCUGUCCGUCUCAUCUGCUUCAUCACUUUCUCUCUCUUCACUAUCACUUACCAUAAACAAGCUGACAAACAAAAAAGCUAGACAACAAGUAGGCUGUUUGAACCAUUUUAGGCUGUUUAACUCUUUAUUCUCUGUUUGUGAUGAUGUGUUUGAGUGACAACAUUGUGUAAAAAUGAGCUUUGGUGUUCUUGGAUCUUAUUUCUGUCUUUCUCAAGUUUUCUCUUCUUUUCUUUCCCUCCUAGUUUCUUGAUUUAAAAACAAGGGUUUAUUUAUUUAUUGUACGUCUCUUCCUGCGUAAGCAAUACAGUGGGCGGUCUUUUUUUUUUUCCAAUAGCACUCAGAAUAUCUUGAAAACACGCACAGGUUUUUGUUAAACCAAGACACACAGUGAAAAUGUUUAGAGGGAGGAAGAAAGUGAGAAUGGAUAUGAUGCAAGAAGGGUGACAGAGCAAGCGUUGCAUUUAUAGCAAAAUACUUGUCGAAAGGUGAAAGUUUUUGAAAAGCAAUAGUGGAAGUUCGCUUAAGUAGAGAAGCUUUAAGUGUGCAUGCGAUCCAGAGGGAGACAAGGAAGAUGCCUAAACGUCUCUGAAGUCAAAGGAGCUGUGUGUCUCGUAUGUGCCUCCUGUCCUUCUUACCUGAAAACUGCAGUGAACGAGGGUGACGCAGGCUCACGCCUAAAACUGCUCAGACAAAUGGGAUAUCGUAGCUGACGAAUCGGACGUAAAACGUUAGGGGCAACCUGGUUUCACUAUUGUAAGGAAAUUCUGUAAAUCAAGCUGUCCUGGUAGUUGUGUGUCGUCAUGGUUGUUGUCCCAUUUCAGGUGUUUCUAUGAGGGUAAUGGUAGCAUGUUGUUUGGCAGUAGCUGAAUACGAAAACAUCUCUCCUACGUGUUCGGCACUUUUGUCUUUGGAGUGUUGGCAGUGGAACAUGAUGUGGCUUUAUACUCUUCUCUUGUAGCAAUGUAUUAAACUGUUGCCUCCAAUUGCCUUUAUAAUGCAUGGCCACAUUAUACGACAUCACACCCAGAGCUGAAAGCCAUCGUGCAUUAUGACUCAAAGUGUUGUGGUUUGGUACCAUAUGUAUAUCUCGGGGGCAAUCCAAGACAGUUGAUGUGUUGUUACUCAAAUUAUGGACAGGAAGAGCUGGUGUCUGAUGGCUGUUGUUUCACCUCUUAAUUGCAUUAUUAAUUCUACUGUGUGAGGACUCCCGUCAUCUUGGAUUUCUGCAGCCAAAAGUGACUAUAAUUGGACGAGAGGGUGGAGAUAACCCUAAUGCUAGCUGCUAGCUUGGUUAGCACGGUGCGCUUACAGCCAUGGUUAUUUGUGAUAAUGCUAAUUUUUAGCUAGCAAAAAACAGUCUUAAAACCAUUAAAACAAAAUUCACUUACUGGAAAACUGAUUAUCCGAUUCCUUAGACCUUUUUUUUAGUGCAACCAAAUGCCGAACAAGACUUGUUUGAGUGAUCAAAAUGUUGCAGUUGAUUUUCACAAACUGAAAACACAAUGAGGCUACGUCUAUAGACCCUUUUAGGCUCGAUGUCACAAUAACAUCAGUUUGUUAGCUGGAGGCAAAGCACAACUCUCCACCACAGGGCUGUAGGCUACAUAGGAGUCUUAAAAUGUGAUCUAGAAGGGGUCAUGGCUCAAAACCAGCCGCCACUGCCCGUCAACAAAAACAAAGAUGGUUAAAUGUGAUAAGACCAAAGGACUGGACGGAGGCCAUCAUCAAAAAUGCUCACAUGUGCAGCGCACACUUCAUAUCAGGUUAGGGAAAAAGUAUUUCCUGUUGUAGGGAUGAAUAAGGUUAUGUGUAUUAAGGGUUAUCAUGUCCACCUCAUCAGAAACUGGGGAGGGAUUAAGAGGAAGAUUGGAUUUCUCUGCAACGCUAACUUUUUAGCACAUUAGCUAACGUUAGCUUUGAUAGCAAACAAACUGGGGGAAACCGUUCAAGUGUUGUCCUCCUCCUGAGAGUGUGGUGCUCUGGAUAACCCAACGCUACAUUCAUACAACGCUCCGAAUUUACGAACAGUCCAGUUUGUGCCAGAGUGCGCUUCGACACAAGGAAUGAGUAUUUCUGAACGAACCACUCACAUCAUCUUCCUCCAUUGUCUAAAACAAGCCAAUAGGCCUCGCUAGCUAGCACUAGCUAAUGUCUGUGGAGAAUUGUUUUGCCUCCAGCUAAGCCCCGCCCACCAUAAACAGCAUACAGUUUCCGAACAGUAAAAGGAUCUAUAACAGAGUUCCCGUGGUCAUGAAAUUCCCGUAAACGAGCUAAUGAAGCUAGCAAGCGUUAGCAGUUACAAAUGGCUGUGUUGCUAUAUAGGCCGACCCAUUUUACUCUACUUUAAUAAAGUAAUGGAAGAGCUAUGGAAAACUUAUUAAAAUGUAUUGUUAAAAAUGUGCAGGAACCCUGCAAUAAAGUUUGACAGUUCAAUAACCAGCGCUAGUUGUAAGACAUAUCUAGUAAAACAGGAUAAAAUGACUUCCAGUUUUCGUUGGGUUUGUCUCCAUUGGCGUAACGAUAAGCUAACAUAACAAGAUAACAGCAGAUUCAUUGGCACAGAUUAGUUUCUUUAAAUUCAUUUCUAAGACCAAAGCUCCAUCGACUGCCCCCUAGAGAGAAAACAUGAAACUACAAAAACACUCCUUAGUUUUUCUAUUUACUUUAAUGAUUCGUGAAGAAGCUUUGACAGAACUAAAUUGCACCUUAAUGCUUUAAUAUAUCCAAAAGGGAUUUAAGAGGAUUUAAUUAUAAGCUAAAGUACCCUUCUUUGAACAAGUGCUCCUAAAUGGCUUAAUCAGAAAUGAGAUUUUGUGUGAUGACAUGAGACAGAGCAAUAAACUGAACUACCGUGCCCUCUUUUUACUCUUCAAUUCAGAUUGAGUCAUUAUUUUGUUUCAUAUUGGAAUCCCUUAAAAUUGUAUUCAAGAAAAGAAAGCCUUAAUGAAAGAUCAAGAUUUUUUUGGACAAAAUAGGCAAUAACUUUUGACUAAUGUCUUCUGAAGUGGGACUGUUUCACGUGCAGAUGCUGGAGUACUUUCCCGCAGGUUGAGGACUGAGAGCAGCUGUCAUCAAAUAGUCGAUUUGCUUUGUUUGUGCCACGGCUGUCGCGUAGCUAAAUUUUUUCCUUGUGCCUGUCCACGACCAUCUUUUAGCUUACCACUAAUUUGAGAUUGCACACGGAUGUAUAUAGAUAUUUUAUUGUCGAUGCACUCUUCAUGGCCCCAACAAGAACAAAAAAGACAGUAACAGCAUCCGUGGUGGGGACAGAGGGGCUGGUAUCAAGGUCUGAUAAGAUCAGCUUUUAUGUCCAUGUACCUUUUAAUGGCUCUGAGGGGGAGGAAGUAUUUUAUCAUGACUAUUAUGACUAUUAUUAUUCUGAUUAUUAGUAUGAGAAAUUGAAAAAGUCUGCCUUUUUCAUUAGAAAGAGGCUACUGAAGUGAAAGAAUGUCUUUUGAGAUAUAUUGUACUAAAGACGCAACACUUUUGUAUAUGUAUUUAUCGUUGUGUUCCUGUAGCCUCGUGGUGGUUGUGCUCUCAUGGUUGAAGGGAUUAGACUUUUAAAUUGUGACAGCCAGUUUCACAAAAUGUGGAUGUGCACUAAAGAUUCGAACCUUUAAAAUCUGAUUUUAUUUAAGGCACUGUAACAGCAGCUGGAUUUAAAUGUUAAACUGGCAGCAUAGAGUUAAAUUUAAGACAUUUUUAAACUAAAUUUGUAGUGCACACUAUUAAAUCAUGCCCGUAAGCCCAGUCUUAAAAGAUAAUAAAGUUUUGACUAGCUGGUUAACUUUUCAUUCAGGACACAGUGACCUCUGCAGGUUCAAAAGAUAAAAGAACCAAGCAGACAGAAGCUAACGCACCUGAAACACAUGACACUGUACAUCACAGUGGGCAAAGGGAACUUUUUAUUCAAGCAGGCACUAAGUGAGGCCAACGUGUAGGCCUGUAAUUUUGGGAGUAGUGCAUAUCAGACAUGUUGGCUGCUACAUAUAUAGCACUCAAACAGCAGCAACCUGCCCUGGAGAGUCACACGCACCGAGACCCUAACACAUCCUUGUCUAAGGUGAACUAACCGUAGUUGUCAGGUUUGGCUUGUGUAAUAAACGCUCCUCAGUAAUCUAUCCAGGGAGCGUUGUAGAGCUUCAUCUACCACCACUGCACUCAUGCAAGAGUAACACUAGCUAAUAAACGCCUACUGUACCUGCAGAGCAUGCUGAAAAACAACAAUGGGAUGUGUUAGGUAGACUUACUAUGUCAUUUGCAGAACCUCCUCAUUGUUUUUUGUGUUGUUGUUUUUCUUUCUUUUUUUUUUUUUCAUUAAUUUGAAUUUUAUUUUUUGGUUUGGAAAAAAAAGUGUUUAUUGUGAUUACUUGUUAAUUAGUGAUGUGAUUAUUGAACAUGAAAUAAAAUGGACUAAAACUCUCA